This is a messenger RNA of Neomonachus schauinslandi (Hawaiian monk seal), 656 nucleotides long. It is a transcript of the gene MGP, whose product is annotated as matrix Gla protein. The record is from RefSeq and is a predicted model, not a curated record. Gene Ontology annotation, cellular component: extracellular region. Gene Ontology annotation, molecular function: calcium ion binding. Gene Ontology annotation, biological process: regulation of bone mineralization. Bases 110 to 421 code for a protein of 103 amino acids. Lineage: Eukaryota; Metazoa; Chordata; Mammalia; Carnivora; Phocidae. The transcript has 5 exons.
CCUUUUCUGUGGACUUUUGCCCAGCCUUUCACGAACAGCCUGCAGGAGCCUCUCUCCCCUCUGCUGCCACAAAAGCCAGUGAGACCAACCCACGGGACACAGAGAGACCAUGAAGAGCCUGCUCCUUCCCUGCCUUCUGGCUGCCUGGGCUAUGGCAGCUCUGUGCUAUGAAUCUCAUGAAAGCAUGGAAUCCUAUGAAAUUAAUCCCUUCAUUAACAGGAGAAAUGCUAAUACUUUUAUAUCCCCGCAACUGAGAUGGAGAGCUAAAGCCCAAGAGAGGAUCAGAGAAAGCAUCAAGCCUGCCUAUGAGAUCAAUCGGGAAGCCUGUGAUGACUUCAAGCUUUGUGAACGCUAUGCCAUGGUUUAUGGAUACAACGCUGCCUACAAUCGCUAUUUCAGGCAGCGCCGAGGGGCCAAAUGAGAUUGGAAAAAGUCUCUUUCCAGAGUCUGGUGCCUGGUUUUGUAUUCCUUUGCAGUAGCAUCAUUGACCUACAUAAACACAUACGAAUUGCUUCCUUCUUAAGUGUUCUUGUCUGACUGCUACCCUCCUUCCUGCCCCCAGGUUGAGAGGCAGUGAAAGAGCAAUGUAGGGAAAGGUCAAGAGGGAGUUCAGAUGUGUGAUUAUUACACAAUAAACUGUUGGUUGGAUACUUUCA